This is a messenger RNA of Physella acuta, 4051 nucleotides long. RefSeq lists its product as uncharacterized. NCBI's taxonomy places the organism in Eukaryota, Metazoa, Mollusca, Gastropoda, Physidae. The record is from RefSeq and is a predicted model, not a curated record.
GGAAGCUUGAAAAGUGAAGUCAUCAGCCUGUCAUAACAAAGGACGCUCAUGGGUAUCCGUGCUCACAGUUGCUGCAUAAAAAAAAGCUGAUGAUGGCAACGAGCAUAUUUCCAAAUUGAUCAUCAACAUUGACUAUCUUAAAAUGAGAGUUCUGUUUCAACUAAGAGAAAAAGUAGAAACAAUCGAAAAUGUCAGUGUUGAUGAUAAAUGCUUUCCUGUGGUGGAGGGUAAACAUCCCUACCCCAUGUCUGAGUCCCAGUCUUCGCCACUGGCCAGAGAAUCAGCACUGUGGUACAAAACAUUGGCUGUUGAUGCCAUCUUCAUUGACUGUGACAGAAGAUUGAUUUUCUGGACACCUGUAACCAACGAUGUUGAUGCCGAAGUGGUCUCAUUGCGCAGGUCUAACCCCCCUGAGCCUUCACCAGAGUAUUUUGUCCCAAGAAAUGCCAAACCUCUCUUUGAGGACAGUGGUCAUUAUGAGUUUGAUGCCUCCCUGAGAGAAAUGAUGACCAAAUGCUCCUCUAUAGUCAGAAAAUAUAUGAAGCAUGCGUUAACUGUUGAAGAAUUUCAUAGAAACGUGGCAAAUAUCUUGCAUGUGUAUAUCCUCAAAUCAAUUGUGUUUUCAAGAGAUGAUUUAUACUGUCUUUCACGAGCUAUGUGUUUGAUUGAAGAGCGUCUUAAGAAGUCAGAGAGGAAUAUUAUUGAAGUCGCAGAUCAAAUUGAUAAACUUGAUAAGUGUUUAAUCUCUCUUCAAGACACUCUGCUCAUGAAAGAAAACCUGGACAGUGAACGCUACUUAAGAACAUGCAAGAGGGAUUUCUUAAAAGUUUUCUUGCGUAGAAUUGAAAUGGAGUUGGAGAAACACAACUUGAUGCUGGAAGCAGAGCAGAGCAAAGUAAACUGGGCCAAGUCCACAACAGAGGACGAAGGAAAGCUACUAGAGCUGAAGGAAAAACGAGAUAGCAUUUUUUUAGCGAUAGACAAAUAUAUCAGAGUACGAGAAGGCAUAAAAAAUGUUAUAUUUCGAAAAGAGAAAACUAAAAAGAAAAUUCGAAACCCUCAGGUUAUUGAGAGCUGUUUUCACAACAUAUUUGUGGAGGUAGAUAGGAGGCUAGGCAUCAGUAUCCAGUCUCUUGACAGACUGUGUAAUGAUAAGGUGAACAUCAGCGGGGCAAGGGAAGCAACCAUAGCCACUAUAGUGGAGUUAAAGAACAACAACCCAGAGUAUGAACGGGACACAAGAUUUGAGCCAGAAGAUUUUUUGGACUUUAACGUAGAUGAAGGGGCAGCGGUUGAAAAACCAAACAAUUGGCUGACCUUUCAAGAAAGGGUUAGCAGAGUCAUAGAAAAUCAAUUGUCGGAACCAUACAGAAUUCAUAAACAAGGGUGUCGGAGUCUUUCAUCUCAGAUCAAUUUAGUGCUGAGUGAGUAUAAUUUAGCCAUCAGCGGAGGGUGCGCCAUCAAAAGGAGGAGAGCUCAGGCUAGUUAUGAUGUUUCAAGAAGCUUUUCUUUAGGUGAUGUGACAGUAACCAUUCCUAAGCAUCCUGAUGGCUUUGUCCAGGUGAGGAGAAAUGUUCAUGGAAAAAGUUGUGUGGCCGAGCUACCUGGCCAACAGGAUGACUGUAUCUUUGAUACACCAAACACAGAAGAGGUUGCUGUUGACGAUAUCAGCCUGAGAGUCAAAAGUGAUCACUUUGCUGACUCGGUUAAGGCACGGAAGUGGUCGUCAGAUCACUCAACGAAUCAACUUCCUGAUGAGCUGACUUCACAAAAUGAUAAAAGCGAUAAUGACGAAUAUGACAGCCCUGGAGGGGUUGUUUCUGAAAACCACAUGAACCUGACCCACCAGCUGGCGCUGAAUGCCCUGAUGAAGCAGGUGGAAAACUUGAAGAGCUUGCUGCAUGCCUUGUUCCGUGAUGUUGUUGAGAGCCUAGUCCAGCAUUUAGACCAGGAGUCCUUGGUUGAGACCUCAGUCCAAGAGCAAACAGAACUGUUGUGGAGGUCGUACGAACGCUCUUUUUGUCAGGAGAUGCUACCACAGCUUACCCAUCUGUACAAGACUGGUCUUAGAGCAGGAAUUAAAAGUGCCUACAAAGCCCUUUCCAACACCCCACUCCGUGAACUUUUAAAGGGAGACAAAAUCCUGGAACUUUUCUUUGGACAGAGGGACGACUCGUCCAGUUCUCUGCCCAUCAGCUUUCUGCAGUCAGCUGAUAAAAUAUCCAUAGCUAAGACUCUCUCCUCCCUGAGCCUUGAUGUGAGGCAUUGUGAUAUCAAUGACUUGUACAAGCUGGCUAAUGAUGACAGCAGAGAAUUGGUCAAACGCUUCUCAUUGGAUGAUCCUGAAGAAGGAGAUGAGGAUAACAUACCAGACAGUUCCAGCACUGGCUCGUCUGAUCACUCCCACGAGGUUGGUUCCUUCCCAAGUUCCUGCGGAGAAAUUCAAGGUGCUGGGAGCGGGGGAACUCUAAGCUCGGAAGACAUGGACAGUAAUCCAUCAACUUCUCCAGACAAAUGGCAUUAUCUUCAGGAUCCGAGCAAAAUAGAGGAAGUAUUAGAUCCGGUCCUGACACCUUUCAGGAGACAGAUCAGGAAAUGUCUUGACGCUCAGUGUUUUCUUGACAAGGUGCGUUACAUUACUAAAGCUAUAGAAGACCUCAACAGGGAUAUAUCACGUCUAUACGGACCAGACCACCAAUCUGCUUGCGAUGACAUCAUAAGCAUGCUUAUCCUAGCCUUGUCCAAUUUGUCUAAGGAUAUUUUUAUAGGCCUUUAUAUCGACCUGCGUCUCCUGAUGGACAUUCUGCCCCCAUUUCUCAGUGGGACUUUGUGGGACUACAACCUUGUCUCAUUGUGUGCCUCGUAUGAUUAUCUUUUCUCAAGGAAUGUCUGUGAGAAAGCUAUCAAAAGGUACCCUGGAAGCUUUAAAGUCAGGGUUGGUCGGUAGAACCAAUGUUAGUAACUGCAACGAAAACUGUAAAUACUCUUCUCACAUUGCGAUGAACAAGGUAGGCCCAGCUCUUUUAAAAGGCCCCUGUAACUGCAAUUACCUGUUCAUCUUAUUAAUGUUAUCUAGUAUUAGUUAAAACUUCUACAAUGGCAGUAAUUAAAUAUUUUUCUAUGAACUAUUACUCUACACCUGCUUUAGAAACAUUCCAUUCCUGUUUAAAGAAAAAAAAUAUUGUUGAAAAGUUGAUAAUGUAAUCUAUUGUAUCUAAGCAAUUUUUUCUCAAGCGUUGUCAUUUUAUUGAUAAUGUCACUCAUCUAAAAAAGAUUUUUACCCCACACUCAUAAGUGGCAUCCAUAAAACAAUGUCACAGAUAUCUUCUUCCCCUGUAUGUAAUUCUAGCAAAAACUAACAUUGGUUUAAUUAAAAAAAAAUUACUAAGUAACUGAUGAUUCACACUUCCUACCCCCUUGCACAAUACCACCCGCAACUCCAUAGAGUCCGACAUUAUUUUAAAGCUGCCACUUAUAGGAACUGUGAGCCUAUAUAUUCAUAAUAGCCAUAAUAGAAAUCAGGUUUUAUCAAACAAUUUUACCAUGGAUGUUUUCACCCUUGAUUAUCAUGUUGUAGGACUAGUUUGGAGAUUUAAGAAAGUUGAUUUAACCUAAAAAAAAAAGAAAAAUAUUUCUUGAUACAUUUUUCUCUUGGUCAUGCCACAUCCUGAAUUAUAGCGAGGUCAGGUCUAUUUCUAGGAUUGUUCAUUGUCAUGUCAUUUAUCCUGUUCACUGUCAGAUUGUAAAUCCUGUUAUAGUCAUAAAAUGAACAAAGGUCAGUAAUAUUAUGUUGUUAUGUUGGUGCCUACAAAACCACAUUGAUGCUUUUAAAGUGAUCACUGUUGUAAUAAUACAUUUCCAUUUUUACACUGCGGCAAGUUUUUUUAUACUUGUCAAAUGCUGACAAUAGUGUAGCAGGGUUAGUUUGGUUGAUGCAGACAGCAGUGACUGGGUUGAUAGGGCAGUGGCGGACUGGGUUGAUUAUAGUUGAUAGGGCAGUGGCGGACUGGGUUGAUUAUAGUUGAUAGGUGGACUGGGUUGCCAGGGCAGU